AAAAAAACAUCAAAAAAACAAACAAAAAAACAUUAUUUUAUUAUUAGAGAUAAAACAAAAUAAAAGAAGACCAACCAUAUAAUAAAAAAUAUACUUAAAAUUAUAAAAAUGGCAUCGAACGAUUAAUACAUACAAAAUUUUUAUUAACCAAAUGAUGAAGAAAAUCCUAUGAAAAAAGAUAGUAUUACUAACAAAAAUAAAAAUUCUUAAAGAAAAUAAAGCUCACGUAGUGAAGCAUAUUAAGUUCCUGAAUUUAGCAAUGAUGUUAGUAAAUCUGAAAAACAUCAAGAUAUCUCUUAAAUAAAAGAAGAGAAGGAGGACUCAAAAAGCAAUUUUGAUAAUAAUGAUCAUUUCGAUGAAGUGAAAUAAUAAAAUAUUGAAAUUUAGUAGGACAUAAACUAAAAUCAGAAUAAUAUUCCUAUAUAACAGUCUGAAAAUGUUCCUACAACUAAGAAUAAUUAUAGUACAGAACAGCUCAAAAAUUUUCAAUAAGAUAUUGAACUAUAACAAAAAAUAAACAGCUCUCCAGGAAAUUAGGCCAUACAAUUAAAUAAGCUGCAAGACAUUGACUUCUCCGACCCUAAAAAUAGAGAAAUACUGGAGGAUUAAUUCUUUAACAAUUCUGAUAACCCUAAAAUGUCAUCAGAAUAUGAAAAGUAAUAAGAACAAAAGAAUAGUGUUAUUCCUAAAAAGUUUUAAUAUUUAUCACUAUUUUUGGCUUUUUCAGGAUUGAUAUUAAUUGUUGUUGGAUUUAUUGUAGCUUUCUCAGGAUCAGACACAAAUUUAUUGAAAGGAGGAGCCUUUUGGGUCAUAGGAGCUAUAUGUUGUAUACCAGGAGUUUACUAUAGUGUGAAAAUAUAUCGUACAAGAAUGGCUAAAAACUUAGAAGAGCGCUUAGAAUAAGUAUAAGACAUCCCACGUUACUGA
Messenger RNA from Tetrahymena thermophila SB210, 927 nucleotides. Its product is annotated as transmembrane protein, putative. The transcript has a single exon. The record is from RefSeq and is a predicted model, not a curated record. NCBI's taxonomy places the organism in Eukaryota, Ciliophora, Oligohymenophorea, Hymenostomatida, Tetrahymenidae. The annotation marks the transcript as partial.